UGUUUACUGAGGUCCUUAUAUCAUAGCCUUAUGGGUGACGCCGACUACGAGCAGCGGCAGCUGCAAGUCUUCAAAGAUACCUUAAUCGAAGCGAAGCUGUACAGGCCUGUGACAGAAACUGAAAAGGCUUCGCACAGUGAUGUAACCCUUCUCCGAUUUUUGCGCGCUAGACGAUUCGACAUCUCCAAGGCUCAGAAACAGUUCUCUGAUACGGAAGUAUGGAGGAAGAAACACGAUGUGGAUAGAUUAUUCGCUACGUUCGACGAUGAUGAGUUUGAAUCGUCAAAGCGAUUUUAUCCUCAGAUGCCGAUUCAGAAGGAACUGGAUGCUGUUCCUCAUGAACGACGGUAUCAAAGAAUAGUGGCCUUGUACGAGGUGAUGACUCGGUUAGUGCUACCUGUAUGCACCCAUAUCCAUCCAACACGAACGGUCUCAUCAUGCACGACGAUAAUCGACCUCUCUUCUCUCACCCUCGGCACCGUCAUCUCACUGCGCUCGCACCUACAGGAAGCAUCCCGCCUCGCCACGGCCAACUACCCAGAGACGCUCCACAUCAUCGCUGUCGUCAAUGCCCCAGCGUUCUUCCCGAUCAUCUGGGGAUGGAUCAAGGGAUGGUUUGACGAAGGAACACGAAACAAGAUAUAUAUCCUGGGAAAGGGUACGGAUAUGGAAAAACUAGAAGAAUUCGUGGAUCGAGAGCAUAUUCCCAAGGUGUACGGCGGCGAGUUGGAAUGGGUGUACGGGAAUGCGCCGUCUUUGGAUGAUGCAGUGAAGGAGGUGAUGAAAGAGAUUCCUUGGGGCCCUGCGGAAUUUAUAGACGGAGCGGUAGACAAGAUGAGUCCAGUGUAGCAUGCUGUAUUUUUUCCAGGAGUGAAUGAAUUCAUAGAUAGCUUUAUUGCCAGGCCUUAAGCUACCUGCCCGGGAGCAACGAUCAUAGUAGCACCGUAUCUGCGUCCGUUUUCUGAUUCACGGCCUUCGUGUUCAGUCUCCGUUUUCACUCAGGACUCGGAUUUCGUGGCCCACCCAGCUCUGCUGUAUCACGUCUCCCGCGUUUCCCUGCAUAUCGGUUUGGUGACCCUCAGGGAAUAUAUAGCAGCCCUUGAAUCA
Desarmillaria tabescens is the source of this 1107-nucleotide messenger RNA. Its product is annotated as CRAL/TRIO domain-containing protein. The transcript is spliced from 6 exons. The coding region runs from base 31 to 849 and encodes 272 amino acids. NCBI's taxonomy places the organism in Eukaryota, Fungi, Basidiomycota, Agaricomycetes, Agaricales, Physalacriaceae. The record is from RefSeq and is a predicted model, not a curated record.